GCUAUAACUUGUUCAUUGUUGAAAAGAUCUCUCUUCCUCUCACUUCACUACUUUCUACUGACCUACUUCUCUGUUUUAGCGAUGAAAGCAAUAGUGAUAACUAAACCCGGCGACCCAGAACCACUCCAACUUCAAGAAGUACCAGAGCCCAAGCUCAAGGACGAUGAGGUCCUAAUCAAGGUCGAGGCCACAGCGCUCAACAGAUCCGAUACCCUUCAGAAAAAGGGUAAGUAUCCUCCGCCCAGGGGUCCCAUUCUCAUUCCGGGGCUCGAAGCUUCUGGAAUCAUCGAAGCAGUCGGGAAAGAUGUUUCCCGCUGGAAAGUUGGUGAUCAGGUGUGUUGUCUUCUUUUUGAUGGAGGGUAUGCGGAGAAAGUGGCCGUGCCUGCUGCGCAAGUUCUUCCCAUCCCAUCUGGUGUGUCUUUGAAGGAUGCUGCGGCACUUCCAGAGGUGGCUUGCACUGUUUGGUCUACUGUUUUCAUGACCAGUCGCCUCUCUGCUGGGGAAUCGUUUUUGGUUCAUGGGGGAUCUAGUGGCAUUGGUACAUUUGCAAUUCAGAUUGCUAAGUACGUAGGAGCAAGAGUUUUUGUCACAGCAGGUAGUGAGGAAAAAUUAGCUUUCUGCAAAAAUCUUGGGGCUGAUGUUUGUAUCAAUUACAAGACUGAGGAUUUUGUUACCCGAGUUAAAGAAGAAACUGGGGGGAAAGGUGUGGAUGUGAUUCUGGAUAGCAUUGGAGCACCCUAUUUCAAGAAAAAUCUUGAGAGCUUGAAUCAUGAUGGAAGGCUUUUUGUCAUUGGUACCAUUGGUGGAUCCGUUACUGAACUAGAUCUUCGAGCUUUGUUUGCAAAGCGUCUCACCCUGCAAGCGGCUGGCAUGCGACUUAGAAGUCCAGAAAACAAAGCACUAAUUGUUAGUGAAGUGGAAAAAAGUGUUUGGCCUGCUAUUGUGGCUGGUAAGGUGAAACCAGUGGUCUACAAAUCUUUCCCUUUAUCUGAGGUGGAAGAGGCGCACCGGCUUCUCGAAAGUAGCAGUCACACAGGAAAAAUACUGCUUCUUCCAUGAUUCAACGACUGUUUUUUCAAAGCCAAUGUUUGAUAUGUGCAAAUUAGUAAAUGCAUACUCAGAUGGUAUUUGGCUGCAUAACACAACCAGUAUGUAUCUCUGCUCUGCUGCUUGCCGAUUUGGCUUAAUAAAGAACUUCGAUUCCCAUUUCAAUAAAAAGGUGUGGAUUGAUUGUUUUGUGUGUUA
This is a messenger RNA of Humulus lupulus (European hop), 1245 nucleotides long. RefSeq lists its product as uncharacterized. Gene Ontology annotation, molecular function: oxidoreductase activity. The transcript has 6 exons. The record is from RefSeq and is a predicted model, not a curated record. The coding region runs from base 82 to 1059 and encodes 325 amino acids. Lineage: Eukaryota; Viridiplantae; Streptophyta; Magnoliopsida; Rosales; Cannabaceae.